GAAAGUGGCAUGUGCUGCAUUGAAAUUGAUCGGAACUAUUUAACCUAGUAUUUUCCUUACAGUUGACAAUUUUUGCUUAUAAAUUGUUUUCAGUAAAUAAAUUAAUAUUUUUUCUCAAUUGAUUGGAAUGGAUAUUGUUCUGUAGCUACAUGCUUUUGGAUUGUACAUUCAAUUAAUCUUCAAACGCAACGCCAUUACCGUGGUUCGUGGAUCAACGCUUCGCAGAUUGUGAGAUGGGGCAAUUAAACCGUGAAAUAUAGCUGCAGAAUAGGACGACGGUCUGUAAGAGACUGAGAAAGCCUGCUUCGUGGAAGACUUGCAUCUUUGAAGGGUGCUCCAGUUAAGGGAGCAAGCUCUGCACCAUGCAGGCUUGGAAUCAAUGGGGUGCACCGGCGGCGGCGGCUGCAGCAGCGGCUGCAGCAGGUUACCAGGGUUACACUGCACCACCGCCUCCAUCAACUGCGCCAGCUGCGCCACCCACUGUUGCACCAAAUACAGCCUACUCCCUGGGGUAUCACCAAUACUACAGUACAGCACCACCACUUCCUGGUGCAACAUCUCAUAAAUGAAAAAUCCUUUGUAAGAAAACAUCAUCAGCUGGUCACUCCCCUCUCCCCCAACCCCUACAAAAGAAAGAGAAGAAAAAAUGACUUCUCAGGAUGGUCUGCUUUACAGCAGCAACAGUGGCAGCAAUGGCAACAAUGGCAACAACAGUUUCAACAGUGGCAGCAACAGUAUGGGGACAAAGAGAGUAUGAAUGCCAUGAUGGCUGCCACUGGUGCAACAGCAACCACUGCAGGAGCUGUGCCAGCACCCCCACCAGUGGGACCUGAUUUAGGCCAGCCUCCACCUCUGCCUCCACCGGAUCCCAAAAGUACUGUGCCGCCCCCACCACCGGAAGAAAAAAGCACCACAGAUUACUAUUCAGCACAUUCUUCAUAUAGUACGAUGCCUGGGAAGCCUCACGAUUCUACUGAACAGUCUGCAUAUUCCUCUUUCAUGUCCGGUAUGCCGUUCACUGUGCCACCUCCUUCAGUACCUCCCCCUCCUAGCCAUCCUCCCCCACCACCAGGGCCAACAAGCCAGCUACCACCACCUGCGCCUCCACCGACUCAGCAGGCACCUCCUCCUCCCACAAGUAUUCCACCUCCACCAACUGGCGUGCCUCCACCGCCCUCCAGUAAGCCCCCUGAUGACUACAGCAACAAGGGAUAUGCAUCAACAACUGGUCCUGGCUCUGGCAAAAGGCCUUAUGACCAAGAAUCAGGAUUCCAGGGAGGAAGUGAUUCCUUUGGUAAUGAGCCAACCAAGAAGGCCCGAGGUGGUGAUUAUUCUACUGGAGAUCGCACACGAAACAGUAAUUUUCAGUCUGGACAUCGUGAGGAAAAAUCACGUGGAUCAAGUAACCAGCGCAGCAGUGGUCGGAAUGACUCGUCCAGUUGGCCCGGCAGUCAAGAGAAAGGAGACCAGGGUCCUGCUGCUGCUGCUGCUACUGCUGCUGCUGCUGCUGCUACUGCUUCAAAGGUAAAG
Molecule: messenger RNA, 1530 nt
Organism: Gryllus bimaculatus (two-spotted cricket)
Lineage: Eukaryota; Metazoa; Arthropoda; Insecta; Orthoptera; Gryllidae
Source: the annotation of a GenBank genome assembly